This is a messenger RNA of Rosa chinensis, 1719 nucleotides long. RefSeq lists its product as uncharacterized. The coding region runs from base 224 to 1156 and encodes 310 amino acids. The transcript is spliced from 6 exons. The record is from RefSeq and is a predicted model, not a curated record. Lineage: Eukaryota; Viridiplantae; Streptophyta; Magnoliopsida; Rosales; Rosaceae.
CGAGUUAGUCUCCUACUCCCCCAGCACACAAUUUUUUUGCUUCUCUCCGUUGCUCCCUUUUUCCGGAGAACCCAUCUCCGACCGCCACAGACCUCUCUCCUUUUCAGUUUCUCUCGCCGAUCUCUCCUCUCCUGUUCUCUGCAACACCUCCAGCCCUAAAUCACCGUCCCGGCCUCACGCCACCAGCCUCAAUCAUCUUGCUCCUCUCUCUUAGUAGCUCAGGAUGUUGCAAUUAACAACAGUGGGCAAGAACAAGAAGAGGAAGUCAAUGAAGGCAAGCCAGCCACGCCCACAAACACGUCUACAAUCACAAGCACAGUCAGAACAUGCAUUCGUCACCCCAACUAGGGGGCAAAUAGAAAUUUUUGGUGAAGCAGGUCAGAAUGUUUCUUAUGCACAGGCCAGGAAAACCCGUGGCAUUACACAGGGGUUGGGAACUCAAGCUCUGAUCAAUGCUUGCAAGCAGAGGAUUCCAAUCCGUACGAAUGGUGAGCACAAGCUCCCCCAGAAUGUUCGAGCCAAUAUUAAGUUUAGGUCAGAGAUUGGGAUACAAACACGUCAGAAUGCUCCACUUAUGGUCAAGCGCUGGAAAGAAGUCUCUGCUUCGGAUAAGGAAAAAAUCACCAAGGCCUUGGCGAUUAAGUUUGAUUUUGAUGGUACGGACCCGGUUGUAAGGAAAUUUAUUGAGGCUCAUAUGUCCAAGUCGUACUCACUAUGGAGGAGCAGGCUGAACAAACAUUACAAGCAGCAUGCUUAUGACCCUGAAUAUGCACGGGCACACCCUCCCGUAAAGCUGUUUUAUAAUAGAGAAAUGGCUGAAUGGGAGUGGUUGUGUGAUGAAUUAUUCACAGAUGAGGACUAUCAGAAACGUUGCAAGAUAAACUCUGCUAACCGGAAUAAGCAAGAAUAUGAUCAUCUUGAGAGUUUACCACCCUACCCGAAACAUAUAGCAGCUGCACAAGAGAUGCCAGUAGAAUCAAUAAAAAGGAUUCUGAGUAUGAUGAUGAUGAGGAUGAUGUUGAUGAUAAUGGUAAUGAUGGUGAUGAUGAUGAUAAUGAUGUUGAUUAUAAUGUUGAUGAUGAUUAUGUUGGUUAUAAUGAUCCUGUUGAUGCUAAUGAUGAGGAUGAUGUUGAUGAUAAUGUUGGAAGAAACCUAGAAGUUGAGGUUGAUAAUGUUGAAGAGCGUGGAAAUCAAAGUGUAUCCACCAAUACCGAGAAAAGCAGUGGAAAGAGAAAGCUCUCAUCCUUUACCAAUGUGCAUGGUGAGAGUUCAAAGAAGAGACAUGAAAUAGCUGAGCAAAGAUUUACCGAUUCUGCACCUCUGCGUGGUAAUGAUGAGGUUCAAUCAGUUUCAAAGGAGGUUAGCGAUGAAGAAUACUUGAUGCAAUGUUUUGGAAUUUUGAACAAGAUGGACGAAAUUGAUGAUGACAGUUACUCAAAAGCCUUGAAGCUCUUCCGCGGCGAUGCUACUUGGAGAAAGCUGUUUGUGGGAAUGCCGGAGAAGAGGAGAAAAAACUUCAUCCUCAAUCUUUUCUGUACAUGAUCUCAAGUUUGAUUGUUGCAUUGAAAGUUUGAAACAGUUCUUUUAUGGUUCAUGUCAUGUAUUUGGAAACUAUAGUCUUGGAAUUAUUGUGGCAGUAUAUUGGUCAUAUGUAUUAGAACUCUUAUUUGUCUCUUUGUUUCUUGGAAGUAAAAAUCAAGUGGGAAUGGUUUCUUUUUC